AUGGCGAAGUACUGUUUGAAAAAAGCGAGUAAACGCCAAAGCUGUGCAAAACGGUACAAGAUUGAGAAGAAAGUUCGAGAACAUAAUAGAAAGGUGAAGAAAGAGGCAAAGAAAUUAGCUCACAAGAAAAAGAAGGAAAAGAUCAUCACGGUACCUAAGGCAUGUCCUUUCAAGGAAGAAAUUUUGAUUGAGGCCGAGAAAGCACGAGAACGAGUCAAGGCUGAGGCUGAAGCGAAAAAGGAAGCAGCUAAACAAGCACGUGCCGAGAAGCGAAAAUGUCCGACACCGCUCGACCUUCAGGAGCUCACCGCGAAGGCGGCAAGAGAGGCAGAAGCAUUCGAAAAACAGCAAGAGGCAAAGAAUGCGGCUUCUAACUCAUUCAAUCCACUGAACGAUAAAACAGUGAAGGCUUAUGCUAGUGAAGUGCGAAAAAUGAUUGAAACAGCGGAUAUCAUAAUUCAGGUUUUGGAUGCUCGUGAUCCACUUGGAAGUCGUAGCAAUUCCGUUGAACAGCAGGUUAUUAGCAGUGGUAAACGCUUGGUCCUCCUUCUCAACAAGAUUGAUCUAGUUCCAAGGGAGAAUGUUACAAAGUGGCUCACCUAUUUGAGGGCUCAAAUGCCGACAAUCGCAUUCAAAGCUAGCACACAAGAACAGAACACUAACAUCAGCCGAUUCAGCAGCUCCAACUUGAACAAUUCGUCAUCUUCAAAAUGUAUUGGUGCAGACCUCGUCAUGAAGUUGUUAGGAAAUUACUGUCGCAACAAAGACAUCAAGACUAGUAUUCGCGUAGGAGUAGUUGGAUUUCCAAAUGUUGGCAAAAGCAGUGUGAUAAAUAGUCUCAAGAGAAGGCGUGCCUGUAAUGUAGGAGCGCUCCCCGGUAUUACAAAAGAAAUCCAAGAAAUCGAGUUGGAUAAACAUAUCCGACUCAUUGAUUCUCCUGGUGUGGUACUGCUGAGUGCCAAAGACCUUGAUCCAGUAGAGGUAGCUCUCAGAAAUGCCAUUCGUGUUGAUAAUCUGAUGGAUCCAAUUGCUCCUGUGAUCGCGAUAUUAAGGAGAUGCUCGAAAGAAACGCUCAUGUUGCAUUAUUCGAUACCGGAAUUCAAUUCUACUGACCAAUUCCUCGCUUUGGUUGCACGUAAAUUGGGAAGACUAAAGAAAGGGGCAAGACCAGACACGAACGCCGCAGCCAAACAUGUACUACAUGAAUGGAAUAGCGGGAAGUUGCGGUACUACACCCAUCCACCGGAGGACACUUCGUCUUCAUCAGCACCUGAGACUGGUGUUUCCGCCGAAAUAGUAAGCCAGUUUAGCAAGGAGUUUGACAUCGAUGGUCUCGAUAGUGAUUUGAAGCAACUGGUGGAAGGCUUACCAAUGGAAACAGACGCUACUUUUGUUCCUUAUAACUCAUCAAAUGAAGAAGAUGACGACAAAGAUGCAGAAAUGGUUGUUGAUCAAGAAAGUAUGUCGCCUUGA
Messenger RNA from Haemonchus placei, 1473 nucleotides. Lineage: Eukaryota; Metazoa; Nematoda; Chromadorea; Rhabditida; Trichostrongylidae. The record is from the annotation of a GenBank genome assembly.